CGCUCUGCUGAAGCCUUGGUGUGGCUGUCUGCUCCAUGACUGCCGUACGAGGCUCCGGCCCGGUGUCCGACCAGACACAGCUGCUGAGAACCGUUUGAGAAAUGUGUCACCCGUGUGCGGAGGUGGCGAGAGACACCAGCUUUAAUAAAACAGACAAACCAUCAUGAUUCCCAUCACAGAGCUCCGGUACUUUGCUGACACCCAGCCAGCGUACCGUAUCCUGAAGCCAUGGUGGGACGUUUUCACGGACUACCUCUCAAUCGUCAUGCUGAUGAUUGCAGUGUUCGGUGGCACGCUGCAGGUCACGCAGGACAAGAUGAUCUGCUUGCCUUGCAAGUGGGUGGUCAACAAGACGUGCGAGACCAUGCCCAUCCCAAACGUGAGCACCGCCUAUGGACCGGAACCAAAAGGCAUUCAGUAUGACCUCGACCGUCAUCAGUAUAACUUUGUCGACGCUGUCUGCUAUGAGAACAAAUUACACUGGUUUGCCAAAUAUUUCCCCUAUCUGGUGCUCCUCCACACUCUCAUCUUCCUGGCUUGCAGUAACUUCUGGUUCAAGUUCCCACGCACAAGCUCUAAACUGGAGCACUUUGUCUCCAUCCUCCUCAAGUGCUUUGACUCCCCGUGGACAACAAGGGCUUUGUCUGAGACCGUGGUGGAGGAGAGCGACCCCAAGCCUCUGGGCAAAAUGAACGGCUCGAUGGACAAGAAGGCCUCAAGUGUGAGUGAGGAUGUCGAGGCUAGCGUUCCCAUGCUCCAACGAACCAAGUCGAGGAUUGAACAAGGAAUUGUAGAUCGCUCUGAAACUGGGGUUUUAGAUAAAAAGGAAGGGGAGCAGGCCAAGGCUCUUUUUGAGAAGGUGAAGAAGUUCAGGAUCCAUGUAGAGGAGGGCGAUAUAGUGUACCGACUUUACAUACGUCAGACCAUCAUCAAAGUAAUCAAGUUUAUACUGAUCAUUAGCUACACAGCCUAUUAUGUGGGCUACAUCAGAUUCAGUGUAGUGUGCUCGGUGAACAUUCAGAAGCUAACAGGGUACAGCACGUUCUACUGUGCUCACCCGCUAGCAACUCUUUUCAAGAUUUUGGCCUGCUUCUACAUCAGCCUGGUGGUGGUUUAUGGUCUUGUCUGCAUGUACACUCUUUUUUGGAUGCUCAGCCGCUCCCUCAAGCGAUACUCCUUUGAAUCGAUCCGCGAGGAAAGCAGCUACAGCGACAUCCCCGACUUGAAGAACGACUUUGCCUUCAUGCUACACAUGAUAGAUCAGUAUGACCCUCUCUACUCCAAGCGCUUUGCAGUCUUUCUCUCAGAGGUGAGCGAGAACAAGCUGAGGCAGCUGAACCUGAACAACGAGUGGACGCUGGAGAAGCUGAGGCAGCGCAUCACCAAGAACUCCCAGGAGAAGCUCGAGCUGCAUCUGUUCAUGCUCAGUGGGAUCCCAGACACAGUAUUUGAUCUGAUUGAGCUGGAGGUGCUCAAGCUGGAGCUUAUCCCCGAUGUAACUAUCCCACCAAUCAUCGCCCAGCUGUCCAACCUGAGGGAGAUGUGGCUCUAUCACACACCAGCUAAAAUUGAAGCUCCAGCUCUGGCUUUCUUGAGAGAGAACCUCAAGUCUCUUCACAUCAAGUUCACGGACAUCAAGGAGAUUCCACUGUGGAUCUACAGCCUCAAGAACCUCAGUGAGCUGCACUUAACUGGGAACCUGAGUGCUGAAAACAAUCGAUACAUCGUCAUCGAUGGGCUCCGGGAGCUCAAAAGCCUCAAAGUUCUACGUCUGAAAAGCAACCUGACCAAGCUGCCGCAGGUGGUGACGGAUGUGGGCGUGCACCUGCAGAAGCUCUCCAUCAAUAAUGAGGGAACCAAGCUGAUGGUGCUCAACAGCCUGAAGAAAAUGGUCAACCUGACAGAGCUCGAGCUCGUUCGCUGCGAUCUUGAACGCAUCCCACACUCCAUCUUUAGCUUGCACAACCUGCAGGAGAUCGACCUGAAGGACAACAACCUGAAGACGAUCGAGGAGAUCAUCAGCUUCCAGCACCUGCACCGGCUCGUGUGCCUCAAGCUGUGGUACAACCAGAUCGCCUACAUCCCCAUUCAGAUCGGAACACUGACCAACAUGGAGAGGCUGUAUCUGAACAGGAACAAGAUCGAGAAAAUCCCCAGCCAGCUGUUCUUCUGUCGCAAGCUGCGCUUCUUAGACCUGAGUCACAACAAUCUGACCAGCAUCCACGCUGACAUAGGCUUCCUCCAGAACCUGCAGUACUUCGCUGUGACAGCAAACAGGAUUGAGACCCUGCCCCCAGAGCUGUUCAAGUGCAAGAAGCUGCGUACUCUGAAUCUGGGAAACAACUGCCUGCAGACGCUGCCGUCGCGCUUCGGGGAGCUCACCGGGUUGACCCAACUGGAGCUGAGAGGGAACCGUCUCGAGUGUCUCCCGGUGGAGCUCGGCGAGUGUCGGCUGCUGAAGAGGAGCGGCCUGGUGGUGGAGGAGGACCUGUUCAACACUCUGCCAUCGGAAGUCAAAGAGCAGCUUUGGAGGGCUGAUAAGGAGCAAGCUUGAGCCAAACCUCAGUGGAGCUCUGCAGAGGAGAGUUUGAUCGGAGAGAUGAACGAGUCGUGAUUUUUGUUAAGCGAGCCAGGCGGACCUCGAGAAGUCUGCAGCAGUGUUGGUCUUGCGGGCUCAGGAAAGCGAUGUCAUGUUUGAUUGUAGCUUAGACCUGCAAAAGCACUGAUGUCCAUCCUCUCAAGGUUUUUUUUUUUUUUGGAAAUUUCACGGUCAAAAAAAUUACCGCUCAGCUUGGUGAGGAAAGAUGGUGCAGUAACGUGGCUUUUCUGUAAUAUCAUCCUGAAUAUAAACGCUGAAAGGAUGCAGGCAGGUGAUGUCUGAUAUGCAUGUCUCAAUAGGACCUUGCUGAAGCAAACCUGUUUAUUAGAGAGCCAAACAACAGGAAAACCUUUGCACGAUUCGGCCUUGCUAGUGAGCUCCAUGUGCUCACGGUCACUUCUUUGCUGAUCAUGUGAUACAUGCACAAAUUGAACACACUCAACACGGUGUUCGCCUGACCUCCUUCUGGCCUUGAGACUUUUGAAUUUUUUUACAGUUACGGUUGCAGUGUGUUGUGGCUCAGAAGGCUGGCAGAUGUUACUAAAUAAAUUAUGAUGCGAGUGACAGCCAAUUUGUUGUGGCAUGAAGGUUUUGGUCCUGUUUUCUCUGGGCUCUCUGUAUACCCAAAAUGCUCCGAGUCAUUUUUUUUUUAUGUGAACAAAAAGACGCUGUGAUGAGGAUCAACAGAUCGUCCCACAGCUGAUCUCACAGCCUUAACUCAGAGGACUGAGGAAACGACUUCAAAGAGAAGUCGUCAACCGUUCAGCAGAAACAAAUGGGAACAAACUCUACAGUACAAUGUCUAAAUGCCCUGCGGUUGAUCAUUUAUAACGUCAGCCUGUGCGGCAGGCGAUUUCACGGUGGGGAAACGCUCCGCCCCUCUUGGACUUUUCAUUUUGCUUCGCUAAACUUCACGUCUUAUUUCGGCAUGUGCAACGGGCUUCACUUUAUUUCGCAUGACUAAACAUCACACAUUAUCGAUGUGUGUCUUACAAAGUGUGUGAGACUGGUUGUGAUCGGCCCGUUGAAACGAGGUCAGUUUAUUUUGACUUCAGGAUACAGUUUGGUUUUUUUAAAUGCUACCACAUGCUGGUAUCAUGUUUGGGCCUGUGAAACAGGCUGCAUUGUGAUUGUUUCAACGUUUGUGUAAUAAUAGGUGAUCAGAAUCCAGUUAGCGACAAAACGGUUAAUUUGUUGUUUUGUUUAUUGAUUUAUUUCAAGCAUCUUACGGAACUUAUAACCGUGGUCAGAGAUCUUAAGGGAUCUUCUUUCAAUUUAAGGCUAAACUAUGUGGCUUCACUGACUAGACUGUCAUCACGCAAGGUGUCCCUUUGUGUUUUCUGUCCCUGUGUUGAAGGUACAGAGUCACAAGUAUUCAGAAAACACUGCGUCACAGUUUAUUUCUUCUUGUUUAUUAAAUUAAAACAUAUGCAAGCUUGCACAGUUCUAACCAUGCAACUAAUAGUUAUCAUGACCAAUAAAACAAGCAAGAGUCACGGUACGUUUUUAUGCUCAGUGUGAGUUUUUAAAUUAUGAGACUUUCGACGAUUAUUACCUCCGUGGCGUCUCCAAGUGGAUGAACUCCUGCAGAGACAGGAGAGUCUUCUCUAGCUGCCAGGUACUGCUAAGAUAAUAUGUUAGUGACUCAAGUGCCCAGCUGUUUGUACACUAGCCCUUCUAUUUAUAAUGCCCAGUUUACUCCAGGGCAAACUGGACAUUUGUCAGCGCUUUGUUUAUCCGAAAUGAGGACAAACAGGAAAUUACCAUCUGAACAAAACUGGUUUUGACUGACCCACACGAGGGGAAACAUUUACUCGCAGGGAGAAUAAGCAGAAUAUGUGAUUUCAACAUCCACGCUCUAAAUUAUUGCAACAUGCUUUGUCUGCUUGAAACACUUUUCUUGUUAAGACCUUGGAUUUAAUAGCUUCAUUUGGAGUAACCCUGCUAUGUUUACUCCAGCCAGGCAUCUUGGUUCUAAUACGACCUUAUCUUUUACAAGCUGUGUGCCCCGUUAAUGAUCACAAACAUCAUUUUCAGGACUUUCAUGUAUAGCUGAAAUGUUUUAACGUCUUUUGUUUCAUACAUAUUGGUCAUAUGGUAUUUGGUCUUAUUGUUACCAUCUGUUUUGUUUUGUUUUUUUUGUAAUAAUACAGUUGCACCUUUUGUUCACAGUGAACUGUGUUUCACUGAGGGCUUGGCUGAAGCCAAAUGCCCUUCCAGGGGUCGUUGAUGAGGUGCUCCCUACGCAGUUUUGUUCUGAAAGAAGAGCCUCAGUCUUGGAUGUGUUGACCAGCAGCCAGUUUUAAAGUUGGAGGUAAAAGCUGCAGAAAAACUGCACAGACUCCAUCAGAGAGAGACGUAGUUAUUCAAAAGAAGUGUCAGCUUUUCCAGCAUAUGUCACAUUUUCAAACAUUACGAUUGCUCUAGGUGGCAUGUUCACCUUCAUGCGUUUACUCUGCUUUUCUUUUCUUUUUCGUUUUUUUAUUUUUUUGUGGUGCCAAGUAAGAGCAAGAACAUUUUUUUCACUACAGUUUACAGACCUGGUGGAUGCCAGAUUAUGAAUGCAAGUAAAUUAAACACACUAAACUGCAAUAAUAUGUAUCUCACAGUGUGGUAGCUGGUUGUAGACGUAGGCACGAGUCGUAGGACAAACUAAAGUAAAUUAUCAAAGUACAUUUGCUAUAGUAACAGAGCUCAUCGUAGUGCUGCAGUGCAGUUGACUGUGAUGCUGACACUAAAAAAAAAAUCUCCCUCCUGCAGUGCACCACCGAGUGUCAGAUUAAGGCAGGUGUGUUUGCAGAGCGGAUCAGCGGUACUCAAACUUUAGCUGUCAUGCAUCCCUGCAGAGGCCAUACUUUUUUAUCAGCCUGCUAACACCAGUUGGGGAAGCAAUUAGUAAACCAAACAGCUGAAUUUUAGGGUAUUGAAGGUCAGCUUGUUUGUUUGUUGUCCCCACAUACAUCAUAUUCAUUCUGCUUGGUUUCACUCCAUGUUUUCCUCUGGUCAUCCACAUACCCACCCAGUUUGAGGACCGCUGGAUGAAUCACAGCUAAACUUUUUCAUCCAGAGUUCUGACCUCGAUCAAACGGUAAAUCCAAUGAAGAGUUAAAGAGUGCCAUAUUAAGUAUCUUUCUCAGGGCAUUCACACCUUGGAUUUGUUAGAAUUACCAUCUACAUACUGAUGUACUAUAUCUGGCCUUUCUCUGUUUGAGUUUUAUCCCACGGCUGUACUCAGCCAAAUGUUUCUGCGUCACUUUUUCCUGUUAAUGUUUGGCUUUAUAUCCACAAAUAUUUUGGACAGGUCCGACCUCCACAGCUGUGACUGUGGCCACGCUGUCCUCGACAGUCACUUCCCUUUGAGUCACAAGAUGAGCACAUUUAACCUGCUGCCCCACUCCCUUUCCGGCAUGUCAGCGUCAGUGAAGGUCUGGCAUGAGGUCAGUCAGACGUUUUGCGGAGCACCAAAAUGGGGAAGUGUCGUGACUAAUAAAAUUCCCUUUGGUGAUGUUAAAACUCAUAUGCUAGCACUUUAAUUAGUGUCUUGUCAGAGGCAAGCGAUUCUCAUCUGUCAGCACAUUUAAAAGCUUUUUCGUUCUGUUCAAAUAAUCUCGCUUUGCACUGUCUCCUGAAUGUUUUUCAAGUACAAAAUGUCUGCGUCAUGUAUGCCUUAAGUCGUGUAGUUUGUGUGAGACAGCAUGAUUGGUUUGGAUGCAAACAGGGUUUUCCGGCCCACAUUUCAUUCCUGUGUGUAUCAGUACACAUCAUUGUACUGCUAGCACUUGUAUUAUUGCUGAGGUGUGUACAUUUUUGGACUGACUCAACUCACAUUAUUUAAGAAAAAACACCAACAACAACAAAAGAAAACAAAACCUGCCAUGAUUGCAUCGAAAUCUAAUCUUUACCUGUGUAUAAUUCUUUUUUUUUUUUUUUUAAAUACGUGCUUGUAUUUACUAUGUGAGGUUAUUUCAUCUCUGUAUUCUGAUGCCUGUAGAUCAGGGAUGUAUGAAAAGAGUUUGUUGGUUUCAUUUUUGCGGGGGGUUCACACUGAUCACAUCUUGCACAGCAUGAGUUUGUUGAUGCUGAACUUGUGUGCAUUAUAGCCAUAACCCCCUCCCCCCAGCAGCAAACACUGUAAGCUGGAUGGACAGACUUGUUUUAAUCAGCACUGUCUGUAUCACAUGUGACAAGGCCUUUACCAAUGAAUUGUUGCCAAGUGGACUGAACACUGGCUUUUUAAGCUGGAAGUCUGUAACAAUGGACAACUGAACUUUGAUUUCCUGAUGUUCAGAGCCUACUUUUGUACCAUUCUGACACAUGAUAAUAAAGUAAACACUUAGCACUAAA
Molecule: messenger RNA, 6943 nt
Organism: Scatophagus argus
Lineage: Eukaryota; Metazoa; Chordata; Actinopteri; Scatophagidae
Gene: lrrc8aa
Product: leucine rich repeat containing 8 VRAC subunit Aa
Exons: 3
Coding region: 164-2554 (796 amino acids)
Molecular function (GO): protein binding
Source: RefSeq, a predicted model, not a curated record